AUGGAGAGAAUACCCAACUUGUUACACCGUCCUACUCUCGUACUGCUCCUGCUGGCGCUCCUCCUGAGUUCCUUGCCAACAGUAGUGGCGCGUGCCACUGUGAAGACGACGACGUCGGCACGGAGGACGACGACAGAGAGCUCAGGAAGUGGCUCCGGCGGCUACUUCCGGAACCGGAAGCUGCUGGUAACCGCACCGCGGGUGUCCUCGGGAUCGCAGCAGCAGAUGGACGCCAGCCGCUGGCGGUGGACGACGCCGUUCAGGGGAGCGAGGGCCAGCCUCGGCCGCCCUGUGCCGGGGUCCCACGGAAACCCGUCUCAUAACUAG
Molecule: messenger RNA, 327 nt
Organism: Miscanthus lutarioriparius
Lineage: Eukaryota; Viridiplantae; Streptophyta; Magnoliopsida; Poales; Poaceae
Source: the annotation of a GenBank genome assembly